Messenger RNA from Quercus lobata, 480 nucleotides. RefSeq lists its product as uncharacterized. The transcript is spliced from 2 exons. The record is from RefSeq and is a predicted model, not a curated record. NCBI's taxonomy places the organism in Eukaryota, Viridiplantae, Streptophyta, Magnoliopsida, Fagales, Fagaceae. Gene Ontology annotation, molecular function: nucleic acid binding. The coding region runs from base 1 to 480 and encodes 159 amino acids.
AUGGUUUUUGUGGUGGUGGAUAGGUUCACCAAAUAUGUCCAUUUCAUUCCAUUAGCUCACCUUUACAUUGCUACUAAGGUUGCUCAUAUUCAUGCAACUGAAGUGGUUAAUAAGAGCUUAGAACACUACCUGAGGGCCUUUGCUGUUGAUAGACCUCACUCUUCGGUGGAUUGGCUACCAUUAGUUGAAUUUUGGUUCAAUACUAACUACCACACUUCCAUUAAGCUCACUCCAUUUGAGGCACUUUAUGGCUAUCCUCCUCCUAAGGUUGUGGACUAUGUUCCAGGUGUUACAAGGGUGGCAACUAUUAAUUCAUACUUGCAAGAUAGGCAGCAACUCUUUUCAUUGUUUAAGCAGAAUUUAAAUGCUGCUCAAGAGAGAAUGAAGUGGUUUGCUGACAAAAAGAGAGUGGAUAGGUCCUUUAAGGUGGGAGAUUGGGUUUAUCUUAAGCUUCAACCAUACAAGCAGUCUUUAGUGUAG